AUGGAUGUGACAAAUCGCACAACAGUAACGGAGUUCAUCUUCCUUGGCUUUUCGGGUGUUCCACAACUCCAGCUCACAUUGUUUGUGCUGUUUCUCACAGUGUACUUGCUUUCCCUCAUGGGAAACACACUCAUCAUUUUCAUUGUUCUCUUGGACAGUACACUCCAGACACCCAUGUACAUUUUCUUAGGAAACUUGUCCUUUCUGGAGAUCUGGUAUACCACAGCCACAGUGCCCAAACUGUUGGCCACCUGUGUGUCACAGGUUGUGACCAUCUCCGUGGCUGGUUGUAUAGUGCAGUACUACUUCUUCUUCUCCAUGGGGGCUACGGAAUGCAUUCUCUUGGCGGUGAUGGCCUAUGACCGGUAUGUUGCAAUAUGCAACCCUCUUCGCUACUCUAUCCUCAUGAGUCUUCAGAUUUGUCUGAGGUUUUCAGCAGGAUCCUGGAUUGGGGGCUUCAUUGCCCCACUCCUACCUACCAUACUCAUCUCUUAUCUCAACUUUUGCGGCCCCCAGAAGAUCAACCAUUUUUUCUGUGACUCAGAUCCAAUUUUCAAACUCUCUUGUUCAGACACAUUCUUAGUAGAGGCCUUGGGCUACACAUGUAGCUCUGUGGUGAUUCUAAGUUCUUUCCUUCUUACUAUGUCCUCCUAUUGGAACAUUGUGCUCACAAUAAUCAGACUUUCUUCCCGGGAGGCUCAGAAGAAAGCAUUUUCUACAUGUGCCUCCCACCUGUCUGUGGUUACCAUCUACUAUGGCACCAUUAUCUUUGCCUAUGUCCGACCUCCAGCUAAAUACAACUUCACGAUUGGCAAAGUGGUGUCAGUAUUCUACUGCGUGGUCACACCAUUGUUAAAUCCUCUAAUCUAUACCCUGAGAAACAAAGAUGUGAAGGAAGCUUUCAGAAAAACUCUAGAACGAAAAAGAUUGCUCUGGGCCAGAAACUUGUAA
Molecule: messenger RNA, 951 nt
Organism: Echinops telfairi (small Madagascar hedgehog)
Lineage: Eukaryota; Metazoa; Chordata; Mammalia; Afrosoricida; Tenrecidae
Product: olfactory receptor 6F1-like
Exons: 1
Coding region: 1-951 (316 amino acids)
Biological process (GO): G protein-coupled receptor signaling pathway
Cellular component (GO): membrane
Molecular function (GO): G protein-coupled receptor activity; olfactory receptor activity
Source: RefSeq, a predicted model, not a curated record